UCAGCGCACGAUCAUCUUAACAAGAAACUGUUGUUGUAUGAUGAGGUCCCUAGACUAGUCUACGGGUAUUUUAUGCGUGUUCGUUGAUGCAUGGAGGAAGAAAUAAAAGUUUUCGUCGGAGAAAGGAGGUUGCUGCAUGUAUGAGAGGAUAAAUACUUUGUUGCUAAAGACCUGGACCAUGGGAUUGUUCUUACCGAUGGAUGUACAUGUGUGUACUGAGGCUUAACAUGAUUUAACCUAUGACCCCCAACCAAUGAUGUGUCUCGGAGGUGAUUUGUAGUCACUGCCUGCGAAUCAGGUGUACAGCCGGCAAGGAUUAUUACAUUUUUAAUCUAGGAUUUAACCAUAACUCGGAGAGCACGAUGGAGACUGCAUUAGACUAUUGCUUGUCGUAUUGCUGUCUGUGUUGUAGUUGCUACGUACCUCGUACCCAUGACGAUGACCUCUACGAGCCUCUCCUAUUGGAUGAAGAGAGGGCUGCCGUUAAUGAACUUCUCAACUACUUAAACAGAGAAUAUGAAGAGAAGCCGACACUAUCCGAGGAACGGCUCAGAGCGAUUAACAUCCUGACCUACUCCCACAAUGAUGACCUCCAAAGAUCUGCUGCCCUCUGCCUGGCCGAGAUUAGCGAAAGAUUACUGCAGCCGAUAAGCAACAAACUACUGGACCCUCUUCUAGCUCUCAUGGAAUCGAGGGAUAUCGAAACUCAGAAAGCUGCUUCCCUGGCGCUCAGUAACCUGGCGUUACACGGACAUAAUGUGAACAAAGAUGUAAUAAUGAGGAGUGGAGCUCUUCAUUUUUUAAUUAGUCUACUUCGUUCCUUUAACGAGGAGGUACAGUGCAAUGUGUGUGGUUGUAUUACCACACUAGCUACAACAGAUGCCAACAAGAAGGAGAUUGUCUCCUGCGGUGGUGUUCCUCCACUCAUCAUUCUGGCAAGAUCAUCAGACCCCAGGGUGCAGAGAAAUGCAACAGGUGCAUUACUCAAUCUCACACAUAUUGAUACCACAAGGACCAUGCUAGUCUCCCACGGAGCCGUUCCUCUCUUCAUUAACUCCUUACAGUCAGAGGAUCAGGAGAUACAGUACUACUGUGCCGCAGCGUUGAGUAACCUCGCUGUAGAUGCUACCCAUCGAGCUGCCGUCGUACACGCAGGAAACCACCAAGUCUUGAGAUUGUUGAUUAGGUUGCUUGAAUCACCAUCGGAGAAGGUCAAGUGUCAGGCAUGUUUUGCUUUGAGGAAUCUCGCAUCGGAUGAGGACAAUCAGGUGGCGAUCGUUGAGCUGGGUGUCUUAACCCCUCUACAUACCAUCAUGGAGACAUGUUCUAAGGACACCAUAGCUGCUGCAGUGGCUGCUCUACGCAACCUCUCUAUUCACAGACGGAAUGAGAUGCCGAUUGUCAGAGAGAGUUUUUUGUUGGAGUUAGGGAAGCUGUUACGGGAACCGAUGUCCUGGGAUGCUCAUUGCCAUGCUGCUGGGACGAUACGUAAUCUGGCAGCAGGGGACCAGUUAAAGACCAUCAUUGAGAAGGGAGCGUUAGACAGUCUGAUUGUAGCAUUCAUGAGAUCCACAUCACCACUGGCUGUCCAAUCAGAACUCACAGCAGCCUUGGCGGUAUUGUCCGCAGACGACCAAGCCAAAGCAAUCCUGGUCAGCACACAAGAUGGAAAAGUAUUCACACGUCUUAUCAGCCUGGCUGCCAACUCGCACCAUACAGACGUACAGUACAACAGCGCCGGUACCAUCGGCCAACUCGUCCUACAAGAUCUGAGACCUGAGCUGAUCACAGCAAAUAUUUUGGGACUUCUACGGUAUAUUGAACAAUUUGCCAAACACAACGACCCCAGCUUCAUCCACAUCGCGCUCUGGACAAGCCUACAACUUCUCAAAGAUGCUACAUUCCGCUCAGCAUUUGGCGAGAGUGCAAUUCCACGUCACCUGGAGGGAAUGCAGCAACGUCCUUCCCUCCCACUCCAGAUUCAACAACUUGCGCAGACCGUACUGGAUAAUAUGGGCUGAGAGAGGGCGCCAGACAUUCGGUGUAUGUGGAUCACGUUUGCAGACUAGCUAAGUGGAAGUACUGUACCUUGUUUAGCUAUUACUCCCAAGAACAAUUGUAGACUAACACAGAAUAAAUCAGGGCUGGAUUUUAUUAAUCUGUUUUUAACAGAAAAUGCUGCCUGGCCAGUUUGUUUUCUAAGGGCAAAAUAACCAGUCACAAAGAUUAAACAUUACUCCGCCGUAAUAAUGUUUGAAGAUGACAAAAGAACUUUGAGAAGAGGAAUAAUAAUCUCAACAAUUUUAAUAUCUCUUAUACAGUUAUAGGAAUAAUAAUGUUACCAAGGUAUAACAAAAUGAUUGUCGCACGUUGUGACAGGGGUUCAUGGGUUUUGUACACCCCUUUGUUUUUUCCCCCCUCUCUAUGCCCUCGAGUGUACAAAACACCAUGCAUCCCGUCACAGCGUGCAACUAUUGUAUACUAGUUGCCUGCAAAUGUUUUGCUCAGCAGAAAUUAUUAUGCAAUAUUUUGUGCUGUUUAAGGAGCUAUAUGAAAUAAAACUCUUCUAUUUCAAUUCAAUUCAACAUGACGUUUAUUCCAAACUCGGUUUGGAAAAUAAUUAAAUGUGAGAUUUCAGUACAUGAAAAUGAAAAAUUAAAAAAUUAAUUUUGCCACCUACAUGUAUGAUAUCAGUACUCAUAGCACACCUUAGCACAAAUAGCUUAAUUUUCAUUCUUAUUUUACUUAACUGCCUCCUUGAAACACAAAAUUUCUUUAUAUAUAUAUAUAUAUAUCGCAACCUUAGCACUUGUAAAAUGUUUUCCUGAAAGAUACCUUUUCGUAUCUUGUAUUAUGCUGAUGCUGGGGCCCAAUUUUUAUAGAGCUGCUUUACUUCCAAGGUGUAGCUAAGCGGGACAGAAUUUUACUCACCAGAAAAGGGCAGCAAAAUUAGGAACAGGUUAGCAGCCAAAAUUAUCAUGUAUAAGAUGUGUUCAAUCUGUGACUGGUUUCCUUUUUUAUUUGUUUCCAUAACAGAAGUGUGUUAAGCACUAAUGUCAAAAAAAUGCUUACAAGAAACGGUGGACACUUGACUUGGUAUUUUUGGAAAAGGUUACCAGCCAAAAUACCAUGCCAAGUGUGCGCAAUCUGUGACUGGUUUCGUGCAUAACUUUGUCCAUAGAUAAACUGUGUUAAGCACAAUUGUCUGCUUAAAGGGUGUAGGGUAGGGUGUAUGUACUUUUUGUAGGACAAAAAAUACAAUGUCCACAGAUGUACAC
Asterias rubens (European starfish) is the source of this 3278-nucleotide messenger RNA. Its product is annotated as vacuolar protein 8-like. The coding region runs from base 363 to 2021 and encodes 552 amino acids. Lineage: Eukaryota; Metazoa; Echinodermata; Asteroidea; Forcipulatida; Asteriidae. Gene Ontology annotation, biological process: nucleus-vacuole junction assembly. The transcript is spliced from 14 exons. Gene Ontology annotation, molecular function: protein binding; protein-membrane adaptor activity. The record is from RefSeq and is a predicted model, not a curated record.